AUGACGGGCAAACGAUCCAUCGCCUUGCAGCUGCCAUUCGGCGCAAGCGUGACAACGAAUAGCGAGUGUUUCAGAACCAAGGCCUGCUCAGACGUCUUGGUCGACCACUUCAUGGUACCUAGAGUCCAUCUCGGAUGUGUAGUGUGCCCUGCUCAACUCCAGGCAGAAUCAAACUGGCAAGGAGGACCGAGAAAUAGGGGAAUUGUGAAGCCAUACCACGCUGUAUACGCGCUGGCACAACAUAUCUCCCACCUCCCAACAGCCUCUUAUGACUAUGUGACGGACCGCUUACGUAGAAUCGAGACGGAUAGCGACGAAGGCGCCGCAUGGCCGUGUGCAGCGAGACGGUGCCUAACCUCGGGUUCAUUGGAUGCCACCAAGCUGACCAAGAUGGGCCACGCGGUCACUUCCAGUGCCAUGAUAUAG
Messenger RNA from Truncatella angustata, 426 nucleotides. RefSeq lists its product as uncharacterized. The transcript has 4 exons. Lineage: Eukaryota; Fungi; Ascomycota; Sordariomycetes; Amphisphaeriales; Sporocadaceae. The coding region runs from base 1 to 426 and encodes 141 amino acids. The record is from RefSeq and is a predicted model, not a curated record.